AUGUCUGAGCAGAACACCAACCAGCAGCCCGGACUCAUCGCUGGCCACGCUGAAUACAUUAAGGGCGCUGCAGAGAGCGCAAUUGGCAGCGUCACUGGAAGCCACGCUUGGACUUCAUCGGGUGAACAGGACAAGGCACAUGCGGCUUCCACCAUGAAGGCAGCAGCUGAGACGCGUGAUGCCUCAACGCAAGGCUACGGCAAGAUUGAAGAGGCAGCGGGCAAAGCCUUCGGAUGCGAGGGCAUGGAGAAAGAGGGCGCAGCGAGCGCGAAGAAGGAUUGA
Molecule: messenger RNA, 282 nt
Organism: Verticillium alfalfae VaMs.102
Lineage: Eukaryota; Fungi; Ascomycota; Sordariomycetes; Glomerellales; Plectosphaerellaceae
Exons: 2
Coding region: 1-282 (93 amino acids)
Source: RefSeq, a predicted model, not a curated record